This is a messenger RNA of Zingiber officinale, 811 nucleotides long. Its product is annotated as non-specific lipid transfer protein GPI-anchored 9-like. NCBI's taxonomy places the organism in Eukaryota, Viridiplantae, Streptophyta, Magnoliopsida, Zingiberales, Zingiberaceae. The transcript has 3 exons. Bases 121 to 645 code for a protein of 174 amino acids. The record is from RefSeq and is a predicted model, not a curated record.
UGUUUCAGAAAAAAAAUCGGUGGAUGUAGAUCGUACUGCAUGACACUCGCUAUGUAGCAAGCUCGUGGCGUCGCUUCUCCCUGUUAUCUGCUCGUUUCCAGAAAGCGUGAGGGAAAAGGAAUGGGAAAGCGGAAGGUAGGCGAGAUGGCAAUCAACUUCGCGGCAGUCCUGAUGGCGGCGGCAGUGGUAGCUUCAGCGGUGACGGGGUCCGCGGCGCAGAAUCCGCCGUCGUGCGCUUCUAAUCUGGUGGGAUGCGCAUCGUACCUCAAUUCGACGACGACGCCGCCCCAAACGUGCUGCGGGCCGCUGAAGCAGACGGCUACCAACGACUUGCCUUGCCUCUGCGGCCUCUUUAAUAACACCGUCUUCCUCAAGGCUUUCGGCGUCGACCUCCAGAAGGCACUACAAAUGGCCAGGCGCUGCGGCGUUACCACCGACCAGAGCGCGUGCGCCACCGCCGCAGCAACGCCCUCGCCCAGCCCCGGAUCGAAAGGUCCAUCCUCCUCCUCCUCGACCUCGAAUACGACAGGCUCUUCUACCCCUACAAGCCAAAGUCCCAACUCUGCAUUUGUUAUCACUCCAUCUGAGUUCGGUGUGCCUGCUUUGAUGAGCUUAGUUUUGUCAUUGUUGCCGCUUGUGGCAUGAGAAGCCAUUGAGCAUGCUCCUUCUCUUUUGAGUGUUUGAUCUUUAAGGCAGUCUUUAAGUUAUCUGUUCUUGUGAGAGAAUGAACGAACAUUCGAGCUAAAAUUUUAUUUAUCGUCAAUCUUCCACCCACCAUAUGAACCCUAAUGAUUGUUCCUGCCUUUCUUGA